AUGACACAAUUACGUCAAAUAGCAGCAAUUGGAUCCAAUCCAAAUGUUGCAUUCUAUGCAUCUAGACUAUAUCAAACAAAAUUGGUUGAACUUAGUGUAGUUGACCCGUUGCUUGAUAAAAAUGCCCCGAUAUCGUGGAAAUCGUCACUGCUUGGAUCGUUUCAAUUUUCACCUCACCACUCAUACACUUCGAUCAAACAGGUACCCUCAACUACAAUUUUUGAUGUAGUUAUACUAAGUUGUAAUUCAUUACAGGAUUUUCAGACUACGUGUUCGGCGUUGGCAAACAUUGUUGAUAAAAACUCAAUUGUCUUGGUUGAGUCCACCGGGUAUAUCAAUUUGGAACCUUUUGUUUCAAUGAGUUUGCCCAAAGCUAAGGCAGUUUUAGUAAUGUCCAUUAUGAGCGAAUGUGAUGUGCGUAGAAUUUCAACAAAUCACUACCAUCACCAAAUAAGAGCUAAUGACACACGUGUCUUUUUUGGCACAUCUUCAGCCUCGUCGAACAAAUUAACAUUGAAUGCCAAUUAUAAAAAGUUUUAUGAAUUGUUACAAAUGGUUCAGGAAAAUAGCAAUGGCACUAUUAGUUUGCUAAAAUCGAGUAAUCCAAAGGAAUUCAUGACAUACCAAUGGAAAUUGGCACUCCCAAGAAUAGUGUUCAAUCCAAUUAUGGUAUUGUUUGAACUAGAGUUUCCGGAAAUGUUAAAGAGCCAGAUUUUAACCAAGCCUUUGAUUACUGGCUUAAUCAAUGAGUUGUUUAAACUAAUAAAAAAGAUGGAGUGCAAAUUGGUUAAAGGAUUUGAAAAUGAAGCAAAUUUAUUGAAAAAUUGGGCUACUGCCUACCCAAAGACUCAAAAUAACCAAGAUUUCAUUAACUCGCCAUCUUUUUUCUACAACUAUUAUAAAAAGGGCGACCUCGAACUAGACUUGUUAUUAUUACAGCCAAUACUUUUAAGCGACGAUAGUGGAUUAAGAACACCAUACUUGGAGAAUUUAUACUCAGUGAUGUGCCAAUUCAACAAGAUUAAUCAAGGAUCAACCAUUUUUUUCAAAAGACGAACCGACGAUAUAGAUUUGAGCACAUCACAACAAACUUUGAAACAAUUGGAACAAGAUAUUCAAUCAAAAGUACAAAGUGAAAAAGAGUUGAGUAAUAUAAUCAAGGGACUUGAGGCAUCUAAAACAUCUAUAACUAACGAAAUAGCAAAACUGGAAGCCAACCUUAAACAAAUACAACAAAAGGUUUUAGACACGGAAACAAGAUUUUCCAACGUACAAUACGAAUUUGACAAGAAGGUCAAAUCUUUGGAAUUUGAACACGAAACUAAAUUCAAAUCUUUGAAUAAUGAAUAUAACCAACGAUUGAAAGAAUUGGAGUUGAACUUGCAAAAACUGAAACUAAACGGUACCAGCAGUAAUAAUUCUCCAGUAUCGAUACCUGCUCAGCAACCAACUCCAGCUCAAGAGGAACAAAACCCAAAACUAAAUGGGUAUAGAGACUCAGUGAUGACUCAAGACGGAUUAUCUGAUCUCAAACAUAUUGUACAGUAUGGAGCCGCACUUAAUGGUGAAUCACAGCACCUCCACAACAACAACAACAAUCAGCAGCAGCAGAGUGCGCUUAAACCUCCGAUUGAACCAAGAAACCCAUUAAACAGUACGCUGCAAAGCUCAGAUAAUUUCGAAGAUGCUGGAGAGUUACCACCACAUAUAAUACAGAAAGAAUUAGAAUUGAAAAGGAGAGAAGAAGCUUUAUUGGCUCGAGAGAGGAGAAAUAGCAAUGUAGGAUAUUUGAACUACGAGCAAAAUGGGAAUAUCUUGCCACAGCAGCAACAACAACAGCCGCAGCUGCAGAGGUUCCCACAGCAACAAAAUUUUGGACCUCAACCAUUUGGCCCACAGGCUCCACCAUUUCAACAACAGAGGCUGUAUUUUAACCAGAAUUAUAAUUACAAUAACGGUGCAGCAGCCGCACCGUAUGCUGAUCAGCUGCCCCCACAUGGUUUACCUAGUGGCGGUUUACCCCCAAACCAAUUCCCGCCAAACUUGAAAUCAAACGGUUCAUCAAACAAUAUGCAGAAGCUUCAACAACAACAACAACAACAACAACAACAUCAAAUGCAAAUGAAUCAAGGUUUCAACCCACAGCCAAGAAGAUUAAGCUCAAUGCCAGGCGGUAUAAAUAGUUUUCAAGAUUUCCAGCAACAGCCUUAUAACUCAAUGCAACAAAAUGCAUUUCAACAAUAUAGCGGCAAUCCGUCGAGUUUCAAUAACGCUGCACCAAUUGAUCCCUUUGUUGAGGGUCGAUUCAAGAAUAAUCUCAAAAAGAACAAUCGUCGGUCUGCAAUGCCUCCCCUUUCUGGUAACUUAGAUGGGUUGGAUAUGGGAGGUCGUGGUGGUAUGCCGUUACCUGGUACAAGAAAGCAGCACUUGGGUAUGAACAAUCAAUUGAACUCACCACCACAGGGAAGAAGAUCGUCAAGUAACAUGAUGUUGAUGCAGCCUCACAAUACCGGUGGUACCAACGUGCCUUCACAAGAGUUACAACAAUCACAACAACAACAGCAGCAACAGCAGCAGCAGCAGCAGCAACAACAACAACAGUCGGUACCACCGCAUUCAAAUACUAAUUCCAAUUCAAGUUACUUGCAACCUCCUAAUAUGAAUAGUUCAUCAUCAUCCACAAACACUAAUGAUACACCAGUUACAAGUAAUGGUUCUGCCGAUCACCAUCAAGUACACGUUCCAAUGCAAGGACAAUCAUCAACGAGAUCAUUUUAUGAAGACGAUUCUCCAGUAAUUAACAAACCGGGAACAAUCACGCCCAUUCUGCCCGAAUUAAAAGCCGAAGAUUUACCUCAUGGGGAAGUAGAGUAUGUUGAUGGUAUGAUAAUUCGAACCACACCCAAGCUAGAACAGUGGACAAGAAGGUUCCGCACUUACUUCAAUGGUAAAUUCCAAAUCUUUGAUGCUGAAUUGGAUACGCAAAAGCUGGCGUUUGCUAAUGAGUGGAGUAAUUUGAAACAUCAAUAUCAUGAAAUUGUAAAAGAGCCGGUGUUGCCUAGUGGAAUAUAUAUCCUCACUGCUGCUCUCACGGGGAGUAUACUAGUGCGUCACAAGAAUAUUGCCGUCAGGUUUAUUACGCCGGUAUUGUUUGGUGGCGCUGCUACUAAAUAUUUCAUGCCUCGUUCAUUUGAUAAUUUAUUUGAAAAGUAUGAGAAUUUGGAGAAGCAAUAUGUUCCCCAGGUGUACGAUAAAAGGGUAUAUUUUAUAAAAGAUAUGAGGGAUAUUAAAAACGGAUUGGACGAAUCUAGGAUAAAGCUCAAUGAUUGCGUUAUUUCGCAAGUUCAUGAUUGGCGAAAACAAGUGAAGGAUAUCUUCAAUGAUGGUGUUGAUGAGAAGGACGAGAAAAAGUAA
Messenger RNA from Lodderomyces oxycetoniae, 3414 nucleotides. RefSeq lists its product as uncharacterized. Gene Ontology annotation, cellular component: MICOS complex; cytoplasm. The coding region runs from base 1 to 3414 and encodes 1137 amino acids. Gene Ontology annotation, biological process: cristae formation. NCBI's taxonomy places the organism in Eukaryota, Fungi, Ascomycota, Pichiomycetes, Serinales, Debaryomycetaceae. The record is from RefSeq and is a predicted model, not a curated record. Gene Ontology annotation, molecular function: oxidoreductase activity. The transcript is spliced from 3 exons.